This is a messenger RNA of Misgurnus anguillicaudatus (oriental weatherfish), 2181 nucleotides long. RefSeq names its product allantoinase, mitochondrial. Gene Ontology annotation, molecular function: cobalt ion binding; zinc ion binding; allantoinase activity. Gene Ontology annotation, cellular component: cytoplasm. The record is from RefSeq and is a predicted model, not a curated record. NCBI's taxonomy places the organism in Eukaryota, Metazoa, Chordata, Actinopteri, Cypriniformes, Cobitidae. Gene Ontology annotation, biological process: purine nucleobase catabolic process; allantoin catabolic process.
AGACCAGAAGACACCACAGGCACUGAGAAACAGCAUUCAGUUAGACAAUAGCCAUCUGAACAGUCCCUUGUGGUCGCUUCUCUUCUCUUUUCCCUUCUCUCUUCCUCCGUCCCAACCCUUCCUGCUCCUGUGUCUCAGCUCAGUAGAGCAAUGUCUUGAAUAAUUUAUCUAUCUUAAGAACUACUGGUGUGGGCCUGACGCCUGAUAUGGCCUUAAAGGUAAAAACUGUCCCAGAAAUUAAUACUGCAAAUAAAAUUGCUCAGUAUGAAAAUACUAGUUUGUUUAAAUUUCUAGACAAUUGGCUGUUUUAGGAAAUUAUGAUCAAUGAUAUUCUGCAAAGUCUUUGAGGGCCUAUUAUACCUGUUCCGUUUAUUAACAGACUGCUAUGUUUUGUAAGUAAGAAACAAAACAGGUCAAAGAACUUUAAUCUCCCCACUCUUGCAUAAAGGCCAGUGAGUGAAGGCACAUUGACCCUAGAGUUUAACUUGGUUUUGUAGUCAGUAUAACACAGAUAGUCAUAGACUGCAUAAGAUAUUUCAGACUAGGUACAGCAAUGGAACCAGGAACAAUUGUCAGUGCUGUGCGGAGCCAGAGGGUUCUGUGUGGAAAGGAAAUUCUACCUGCAGUUAUCAUAAUAAAAGAAGGAAAGAUUCAAAGCAUUCUGCCUGAUUCAGGAGCAAUAAUGCACAGAGAUGUUGAGAUACUUGAUGUGGGAGACAGUCUGGUAAUGCCAGGUAUAGUGGACUGCCACGUUCAUGUCAAUGAGCCAGGUCGUACCAACUGGGAAGGGUACUGGACCGCCACACGAGCAGCAGCUGCUGGGGGUGUGACCACUAUUGUAGACAUGCCCUUAAACAGCAUCCCACCAACUACAACUUUAGGAAACUUUCAUGAAAAGCUAUAUGCGGCUACUGGACAGUGUUUUGUAGACACAGCAUUUUGGGGAGGGGUCAUCCCUGGCAACCAGCUGGAGCUAAAGCCGAUGAUUCAAGGAGGUGUGGCUGGAUUUAAGUGUUUCUUGAUCCACAGCGGAGUGGAUGAAUUUCCUCAUGUGAAUGAUGCUGAUCUUCAUGCAGCUAUGAAGCAGCUCCAGGGCACAGACAGCGUUCUGCUGUUUCAUGCAGAGCGUGAAGUCCAACAUCUAGCCUCUGAGGAAAGGGCAAAUCCAUGUGAAUAUUCCACCUUCCUGAAGUCCAGACCUGACAUUAUGGAAUAUGAGGCCAUCCACACCGUCACUCAACUCUGCCUGCAGUAUCAAGUGCGAUGCCACAUUGUGCACCUGUCUUCAGCCCAGUCUCUGGAGCUCAUUAAAGCAGCCAGACAAGCAGGAGCUCCCCUGACUGUAGAGACCACACAUCAUUACAUCAACCUGUCUGCAGAGAACAUUCCAGCAGGGGCCACUCAUUUCAAGUGCUGUCCCCCCAUUCGCGAUGCAGCCAAUCAGGAACUCUUGUGGUCUGCACUUAAAUCUGGUGAUAUUGAUAUGGUUGUGUCAGAUCACUCACCUUGCACACCUGACCUAAAGUGUUUGGACAAUGGGGACUUCAUGGAGGCAUGGGGAGGCAUCUCUUCACUGCAAUUUGGUUUAUCUUUGUUCUGGACAUCAGCUUCUAAAAAAGGGUUUUCGCUUUUUGACACAGUAAGACUCUUGUGUAAAGAGCCUGCUCAACUCUGUCGCCUUGACAACCAAAAAGGGUAUCUCAUUCCAGGUCAUGAUGCAGAUUUAGUUAUUUGGGAUCCAGAAAAACAGUUUACAGUUAAAGAGGAGCACAUUCACCACAAAAACAAACUGACUCCAUACCUUGGUCUAACUCUUCUUGGGGAGGUGAAGGGCACUAUAGUUCGGGGUAGGGUGGUUUACAGUCAGGGCUGUUUUAGUUCUCACCCUUUUGGGAAGCAUCUGCUUAUCCAGCACAAAACACAGGCCUCCCUGUAAGCAAACAAAGCAUAUAACUGUUGUAAUAUCUCUAGCCAUCACUGUGAAGAAGUGCUAGAGUACUGAUGCAAACUGUUCUGUUAUGCAAUUUUAGAGCAUAUAAAAUUAAAUGUUGGUAAUUUGAAUGAUUGUGGUAACUAUCUAAUAAUUGUAAUGAAAUAAAAUAAAAUAAAUGUUCAUUGUACAUGUGUACAAAAAUGUUGAUAACUACAAUUUGCAUGACAUUAAACAAUGCUUUAACCUCA